AUGGAGUCUUCCCCGCCGCAGAUGCACACAUCGUCGCCCUCCCGGACCUCGCCCUCGACGAACUUCAUUAUGGACACCGUUUUAGUAUUUUCAGAGUCUCUCACGGACACAACAAACGUCGCCACAAGGUCGUCGCUGGUGAGCCGGUUCACGGUGUUGGAUUACCUGGUGUUCUGCGGCAUGCUCCUGGUGUCGGCGGGCAUAGGCGUCUACACCGCUUUCUUCGGCUCCAAGAAAGUGUCCACCGACGAGUUCCUGAUGGGCGGCCGCCAACUGAGCGCCUUCCCCGUGGCGCUCUCGAUCUUGGCCAGCUUCAUGUCGGCCAUUACUCUGCUCGGCACGGCCUCCGAGGUGUACCUAGCAGGCACCCAGUAUGUCGUCAUAUGCGUCUCCUACUGCUUCGUCGUUCCAGCCACGGCCUACUUCUAUAUGCCCAUCUUCCAUCACCUGCAGCUUACCAGCGCCUACGAGUACCUCGAAAUACGCUUCAACCAAGUUAUACGAUCAAUGGGAAGUACAUUCUCAAUCCAAAUGCUUAUUUACAUGUCAAUUGUACUGUACGCACCAGCACUGGCAGUCUCUCAAGUGACUGGAAUUUCCACCUGGACAUCGAUCCUGUCCCUAGGAAUAGUUUGCACUUUCUACACGAGCAUUGGUGGCAUGAAAGCUGUCGUGUGGACAGACGUCUUCCAAAUCACGCUAAUGUUUGGAUCCAUGAUCGUGGUCGUCUUUCGAGGGACCAUCGACCUCGGCGGACUUGGAUACGUAUUUGACAAGGCCCAAGAAGGGGGACGUCUGGAAUUUUUCAACAUGAAUCUGAACCCUGCGGAGCGGCACACGGUAUUCGGCGUCACCAUCGGCACUUUCUUCACCUGGAUGUCCGUGUACGCCGUGAGCCAGGCCAUGGUGCAGCGAUACCUCACCAUACCGACAAUCCAGGGAGCCCGAACGGCCAUCUGGCUCAACCUUCCGGGCUUGUCGUUCCUUAUGCUCAUCUGUGCAAUGGCGGGCCUAGUGAUGUACGCUCGCUACUAUGACUGCGAUCCGAUUAUGACCAAGAAAGUUAGCUCGGCAGACCAGCUCCUUCCUCUGUAUGUCAUGGACGUCCUGGGCAAAUUCACGGGUCUUCCUGGACUUUUCGUAGCUGGAAUUUUCAGCGGAGCACUCAGCACCGUCUCUUCGGGAGUCAACUCGUUGGCGGCUGUUACCCUCGAAGACGUCGUCAAACGCUACAUCGUGCAAGACAUGAGCGAUCGCUCGUCCACUACGCUGACCAGGAUACUAGCGCUAACAUUUGGGUGCACCGCCAUUGCGCUCGUUUACGUCGCGCAGAACAUGGGCAACGUCUUGCAGGCAGCGCUGGCAAUCUUUGGCAUCGUGGGAGGACCGCUACUGGGAGUUUUCACCCUCGGCUUAUUUUUUCCCUUUGCCAAUAGCAUUGGGGCCGGUGUUGGCAUAAUGACGUCCAUGGUGGUGACCUUCUGGAUUGGCCUCGGCGCAUUUUACUACAAGCCCGCGAAACGGCUGGCUAGGCGCUCGGUAAUGGGAUGCCUGCAGGAGUACAUCAACGCGACGCACCAGAACCCCGCCAACGUGACCUUUCCGGACAUAUUCUACCCCUACCGGAUCUCGUAUGUCUGGUACAGCAUGAUUGCCUGCAUGCUGGUCGUCUUCGUCGGUAUCGCCGUUAGCCUCAUAACCGGGCCCUAUGAUCCGACGAAAGUGGACCCGAGGUCCAUUCAUCCGAUUUAUAAUUGGAUCGUCAAAAAGCUGACGACACCGCCUAGGAGAGAAAAGUUAAUGGUUAGAAGUGAGGAAGAAUACGACUGGGACCGCAUGUUUGAGCUGGGCCGAAGGGGAACGGGCGCCGAUCACGUGGAAUCGGGACAGUUAAACGCUGGCUACGUGGCUCAAGAGGCGGCGCCGUCGAAGGACCAGACAAAGGCACCCACUAACUGGACCAUCGGAGAAGCUCCGGCUCCAGGCUCGGCUUCCGUUCCCCCAGCAACUAUGAGGAGAGUGAGUGUAAGUGAACCCGCGUUCUAUCCACUACGCCAGCCGUCGGGAAUCAAGCCUUCAUCUCCGGCGCCAUCAGAGCCCUUCGACGUGACGUCAUCAAAGGCCGCGUCACCGUCUGUCCAUACGGAAGCCCUCAGCGUGCCGCACGAAACGAAGCCUGAAUCGGACACGAUGGACUCGCCACUUCGAACAAACCCGCCACAAGAGGCGCCUGCGACGGCGCCUGCUGACGGCGCUCGAGAAACUAGUGGAACAGAUGGACCAACGUCGGCAAAUUAGACCACACAUUGGCACACUUAGACAAGGACAGCUGUCAUGCGUGCCACACUGCGAUUGCGUUGUAAAUAAAUUCGCGUGAAACCCCCACCGAAAAUAAAGUCAUGGACAUUUCGUAUAGUCAC
This is a messenger RNA of Rhipicephalus microplus (southern cattle tick), 2420 nucleotides long. Its product is annotated as sodium-coupled monocarboxylate transporter 1-like. Gene Ontology annotation, biological process: transmembrane transport; sodium ion transport. Gene Ontology annotation, cellular component: membrane. The record is from RefSeq and is a predicted model, not a curated record. Lineage: Eukaryota; Metazoa; Arthropoda; Arachnida; Ixodida; Ixodidae. Gene Ontology annotation, molecular function: symporter activity.